GACGGGGGAUGUGAAUCAUGUGAGCUUAUUGUCACAAAGAAUGACAAAGGCUACAUGCUACAUCACAUACGUUUUUGGUGCUGGUUGAAGUUGCAGUAGUCAGCAAACACUUUUACUGCAAGAGAUUUAGGAGUUCAGCAUCAGCACACCUGUUCGUCAAUGACUGCUCUUGCUAAGACACAGUACAGAUGUGCAGAGUUGCUCUGGAAGUUCAGUCCCCUCCAGGAAAUCCUAUUGGAUACGUCAAACAGAAUUGGCACCCAUAUAUUCCCAAGUUCACCAUUCAGGAUGAGAAAAGAAAUUCUGUGCUGAAAAUCAUUGGCCCUUUCUGUGACUGCAAGUGCUUCUCAGACGUGAACUUUGAGAUCAAAUCACUGGACGAGACCUCAGUCGUUGGUCGUAUUUCUAAACAAUGGUCUGGCUAUGGGAACGAGAUGUUUACAGAUGCAGACAACUUUGGGGUGCAGUUUCCAAUGGAUAUGGAUGUGAAGAUGAAGGCCACCAUACUGGGAGCUUGUUUUCUCAUUGACUUUGUGUUUUUUGAACAUUCAAAGCAGCAAGAUCAUCAUUAGAAUGGUGUGUCAGUGAGUCGUGAUGAAUAUUUUCAGAUGAAAACAACCAUUACAUGCAGUGCCUUGAGACGCCUUCAUUUCAAAUGUGUUUAUAGUGCCUCUUUCUCAGGGCCUCUUCUCUUAGUUUAGUCUUAUAGCUUAUCAGCUGAUUUGACCAUCACGUGAUUAUUGUGUGUUUUCAACCUUUGGGGCAACUCAGUGAUGUUUUCAUAAUGUACACAGUGCUUUUGUCAAACACUGUUAGGCAAUAUUUAGUAGCCUUCAGUUAAAGUUUAAAACCAAGACAGCUAUCUGUGAAAUGCGUGACAGUAAAAAGAGGUCAGCAGAAAGACAACUUGAAAUGUGUAGGAUGCAGUAAAUGCAUCUUCAAAUCCACUAAACCACUAAACUAACGGAAGUCAUGAAGACUGGUAAAAAAAGUGAGCUGCUGUUUUCUAUGAGGACAUUUUUUACUAGUCUUUUGAUAGAAUAAAAUAUAAGUAAAUAUUUACAUCUGAUUCAGUUUUGUACCUACAUAUUUUAUUAUGUCCGCUGUCACUUUUCAAGUGACAAAUCCUUGGUUGUUUUUAUAAUAUCAAGACUCCACUAGAUGGCUGUAGUCAGCUUCAAAAUGUUGCAUGAGAUCCUACAACCUCAGAUCAUCAUUUACAAGUGGACCUGUUACAUGACUCACAACUAUGUCUAUUUCAUAAAGUUAAACAACAAGACGUUUUCAGGUUAAAUGUACUGUUCUCACAUCAUGGGUUGAUGCAUUAUGGUGUGUGUUCUUUUGUCAGAUAUAUUAGGUUUGUUCAUCAGUUACCAGGCAGUAGAUGUAUUAUCUUUAACACAUUUCAGCCUUAUUUCAGUGUUUUUAUUGUUUUUUUUUAUUGUUUUAUUGCUUUUAUUUUUAUUGUCUGUGGUAAUCAGGGAAGCUCCUUGAACUGAGCAAUACAUUAUUUUAAUGGAAUGUGGAGUGGAGUGCUUUUACCAUUAUGUACUAUUCAUACAGUGCUGUUAACAGCCCAGUCUGUAAACAAGUCCAGCAUGUUUUGUUUGAUAUAAUACCAUAUAUGUGACCUGGCCUCGUCCAGACUACCUAUCUGCUUUGCUGUCACAGGGACAUAGACUGCAAAUCUUCACUUUAAAAUGUGUCAGUCAGUAGCCUGAGACAUAGCUCUCUGCACCAGGACACAGGCUACGUGUAUGGUCAAUCUGAUCAUGAUAUCUGCUCCUCCGGAGAUGUGUCUCCAUACAAAAAUGGUUUGAACAGCAGCUGCGUGAUGACAUGGGGUUUUUUGGCCUAAAUACAGCAGCCCUGCUCUCAGGCUCCUUUGAGCCAUUUCGCUUCUUUGAACCCCUGGAUAACUGCUGGAUGCUUCCUGGGUGUGGAGCGCCACGGUGGCGAGACAGCAGGAAAUGUUUGGUUUGAUCAAUAAUAAAGGACUCAUCUGCUUCUGUUGGUAUCAGAAGACUGAGACAGUCACUAAUGAAGGCCUGGUGUGGUAUUUGCCUCAUGAAAUAAGAGCCCAGUUCAUGAAUGAUGGCAUUUUGGAAGUGUUUUGUCUACAUGUGCUGUCUACAUUCUGUACAAAGCAAAUGUGCAUAUACACUGUAUGUUAUGUUAUCGCUUGUUUGUGUAAAAAUUUCCUUUGAAUUGGCAAAUUCAAUUAGCUGAUGCUGUGGGAUUAGAAGUCUGUAGAGUUUGAACUGGAUCAGAAAUUGUGAGCAGGUGCGCUGAAAACAGGAGAUGUUCUGCUAGUUUAGCUGGUACCUUAUAGUAGUGUGGGCUAGAAAUGACAUUUUUACCUGUUAUGGAAGUGGAAUAUCACCUAUGUGCUUUAUUUGUCUGUAGCCUGCUUAUAACAGAAAACACAUUCCCCUUCACUCAUACAUUCUGAUGUCAGUGUGAGGAAGCAAUUCAUCCUGAUUGGAACACAAAGAGACAGAUACACACACACACACACACACACACACACACUGACACAAACACUCCAUCAAUUUCUAUGAGUAGACAACAUGAAAAACAGUCAUCUUACACAGUGAUUGAGGUUACAGGCUGGCAAGGAGAGCAGCACAAAUCCUAAAUAAGCAUUUUGCUCAUUACUGUGACAACAAUGAAAAUAUUUUAUUUACAUGAACAUGCAGAUAUUGUCGGCUACAUGUAUGUUGACUCAGUAGCUGUUCUUUUUUGGACUUUCAGCAAAGAAUAAUGUUAGAUUUUUUUUGAAAAUAAAGCAACUACACUCAAA
Clupea harengus (Atlantic herring) is the source of this 2803-nucleotide messenger RNA. Its product is annotated as phospholipid scramblase 1-like. Lineage: Eukaryota; Metazoa; Chordata; Actinopteri; Clupeiformes; Clupeidae. Bases 189 to 572 code for a protein of 127 amino acids. Gene Ontology annotation, cellular component: plasma membrane. The transcript is spliced from 4 exons. The record is from RefSeq and is a predicted model, not a curated record. Gene Ontology annotation, biological process: plasma membrane phospholipid scrambling. Gene Ontology annotation, molecular function: phospholipid scramblase activity.